This is a messenger RNA of Diceros bicornis minor, 561 nucleotides long. It is a transcript of the gene MIF, whose product is annotated as macrophage migration inhibitory factor. The transcript is spliced from 3 exons. NCBI's taxonomy places the organism in Eukaryota, Metazoa, Chordata, Mammalia, Perissodactyla, Rhinocerotidae. The record is from RefSeq and is a predicted model, not a curated record. The coding region runs from base 99 to 446 and encodes 115 amino acids. Gene Ontology annotation, molecular function: phenylpyruvate tautomerase activity; cytokine activity.
AGCCCCGGGCGGUGGUCACGUAGCUCAGGUUCCUGGUCCGCAGGCGGUGCGUGUUUCAGUCGGCUGCUUUGCGCGGUGUCCGCUGUUCCUCCGUCAUCAUGCCGAUGUUCGUGGUGAACACCAACGUGCCCCGCGCCUCCGUGCCAGCAGGGCUCCUCUCCGAGCUCACCCAGCAGCUGGCGCAGGCCACGGGCAAGCCGGCUCAGUACAUCGCGGUGCACGUGGUCCCGGACCAGCUCAUGGUCUUCGGUGGCUCGAGCGAGCCGUGCGCCCUCUGCAGCCUGCACAGCAUCGGCAAGAUCGGCGGCACACAGAACCGGUCCUACAGCAAGCUGCUGUGCGGCCUGCUGACCGAGCGCCUGCGCAUCAGCCCGGACAGGAUCUACAUCAACUACUACGACAUGAACGCGGCCAACGUGGGCUGGAAUGGCUCCACCUUCGCUUGAGGGCCGUGUCGCCCCGACCCGCCUGCACCAGGCCCCGCCGCCGGCAGUAUUCUGCCCACCCGGCCCCCAGCGACCCCCACCUCCCGGUGGGGAGAAAUAAACGGUUUGGAGACCA